AUGAAUUUAUGCCUUUUUUUCUGGUUCUUGUUGGCAAGUUUUGCGAAUGCCAACACUGAAACGUACCAGUUCCAUGUUCCCAAGGAUUUCCCACACUUGGGUGAUGCAUACGUACCGACGAUUCCUUAUAUAAGUUUGUGGAAUACUACGUUUAAUACGCUAUCACUUAAUGUUUCGCCUAGCAAUACAUCUGUUGUUGAGGUGGUAGGGUUACAUCCUAACGAGAAGUAUGCAGUAAAAGUGUGCUGGACGGCCGCUGAUCCCAUUUCAAUCAAUUCAAUUAGACAUCAUAUCAUCCCACAUGAUACAGAAUUUGAAGGUACUGUAGUAGAUCAAACAAGGGUUGUUCUGCUUGUUGAAACGGAAGCCUUCUCUUAUCCGGUUCUAUCAGAUGAUGUGAAGAUUGACAUCAGUAUAGCAAGUGUGAAGCUUGGAAUACCAGUUGAUCUGUAUUCCAUAGUUAUAUACCUUGCGCUCGUAGUACUGGGUUCAGUCUUUGUGCUAUCACGUAUUGAUAUUCAUAAGAUACUUGAUAUGUGUAGGGAAGAUAAGCUCACUUCGGAUAAGUCUAGUUAG
Molecule: messenger RNA, 576 nt
Organism: Kluyveromyces marxianus DMKU3-1042
Lineage: Eukaryota; Fungi; Ascomycota; Saccharomycetes; Saccharomycetales; Saccharomycetaceae
Gene: PGA1
Product: Pga1p
Exons: 1
Coding region: 1-576 (191 amino acids)
Biological process (GO): GPI anchor biosynthetic process
Cellular component (GO): mannosyltransferase complex; endoplasmic reticulum membrane
Molecular function (GO): mannosyltransferase activity
Source: RefSeq, a predicted model, not a curated record